CACCCGCCGACCGAGGACCUCCGAUGUCUCCCGCCGCGCCGCCCACCGCCAUCCGCCUCACGACCACGCCAAACCCUCUCCCCCACACCAUCUCCUCGCCCGCCACUCGGCGCCCCUCCCACCUCUCCAUGUCGGCCCCCUCCCGUCCCCGCACCUCGCCCCUGGCCGCAACAGCAGCGGCCGGCGGUGCACCCUCCCUCCUCGCCGCGGACCCGAGUCACCGCGACGCCGUCCUCCUCGCGGCGCGCGGUGCCAUCGCCAACUGCCUCGGCGAGACCCACCUCGACCUCGUCGUCCCCGGGCUCCGCCUCGCCGCCAAGGGCAAGGUGAGAGAUGUCUACGAGAGCGGGGAGCACCUGGUGCUGGUCACCACCGACCGUCAGAGCGCAUUCGACCGUGUCCUUGCCUCCAUUCCCUUCAAAGGCCAGGUUCUUAACGAGACAAGCCUCUGGUGGUUCAACAGGACCGCUCAUAUCACUCCAAAUGCAGUGGUCUCUUGUCCUGAUAAGAAUGUGACAAUUGCCAAAAGGUGCUCAGUUUUCCCAGUUGAAUUUGUCGCGAGGGGAUUCGUUACAGGAAGCACUGAUACAUCACUAUGGACAGUUUAUAACAAUGGCGUGAGGAAUUACUGCGGAAAUGUCAUUCCUGAUGGCAUGGUAAAGAAUCAAAAGCUAGCAGCAAAUAUCCUCACGCCAACAACUAAAGCUGCUGAUCACGAUGUCCCUAUCACUCCUGAUGAGAUAGUCAAGUCAGGGCUGAUGUCUAAGGAUGAUUUUGAUGAGGCAAGAAACAAAGCCUUAAGCUUAUUUGAAUAUGGGCAGCAAGUGGCAUUAGAGAAUGGAGUAAUACUAGUUGACACAAAGUAUGAAUUCGGAAAAACAGCUGAUGGGACAAUUGUGUUGAUUGAUGAGGUACAUACACCUGACUCCAGCAGAUAUUGGAUUGCUAAUUCAUAUGAAGAGAGAUUUAAAUCUGGCCUUGAACCUGAAAAUGUUGACAAGGAGUUCCUAAGGCUGUGGUUUAAGAAUAAUUGCAACCCAUAUGAAGAUAAGAUUCUACCAGAAGCUCCGGAAGAACUAGUUUCCGAACUUGCUUGGCGGUACAUAUUUCUGUUCGAAACGAUUACAAAUACCAAGUUCGAGAUCCCAGAUACACAGGAACCGAUCCAUGAAAGGAUAUCAAGGAAUGUAGCAGAAGCCUUGCGGAAUUUAUAAUUGCUGACGCUGCAAAAAGCACUCGUUCAUGACAAUAGGAUGGGGAAAUUCUGUUACUAAGAUUCCCUGUAGUUGCUAUGUGCACAUGAGCUGAUGAGUAGUAUCAUCCCCGUUGAAGCUUGAAUUAUUUUUCGACGGAGUAUGAAUGCAUAUCCCCGGUGAUGUAAUAUCACACAGAAUAGGAGAUUAACAAUUAAAACUGGUCCAUGUUUCUGUU
Messenger RNA from Lolium rigidum, 1431 nucleotides. RefSeq names its product phosphoribosylaminoimidazole-succinocarboxamide synthase, chloroplastic-like. Gene Ontology annotation, biological process: 'de novo' IMP biosynthetic process. Gene Ontology annotation, cellular component: chloroplast stroma; cytoplasm. Lineage: Eukaryota; Viridiplantae; Streptophyta; Magnoliopsida; Poales; Poaceae. The record is from RefSeq and is a predicted model, not a curated record. Gene Ontology annotation, molecular function: phosphoribosylaminoimidazolesuccinocarboxamide synthase activity.